This is a messenger RNA of Solanum pennellii, 1494 nucleotides long. RefSeq lists its product as uncharacterized. Lineage: Eukaryota; Viridiplantae; Streptophyta; Magnoliopsida; Solanales; Solanaceae. The record is from RefSeq and is a predicted model, not a curated record. The transcript has 4 exons. Gene Ontology annotation, molecular function: nucleic acid binding. The coding region runs from base 1 to 1494 and encodes 497 amino acids.
AUGACAAUUAAGGAUAAGUUUCCGAUACCUAUCACUGAAGACUUGCUGGAUGAGUUAGGUGGAGCUGUAAUUUUUUCUAAAAUUGAUCUAAGGGCAGGUUAUAAUCAAUUACGAAUGGCUGAAGAGGACGCUGACAAAAUAGCUUUUGGAACUCUUGAAGGGCACUAUGAAUUUCUGGUUAUGCCGUUUGGCUUAACCAAUGCACCUUCAUCAUUUCAGAGUUUGAUGAAUGCAGUCUUUAAACCAUUGUUGAGGAAACUAGUAUUGGUAUUCUUUGAUGAUAUUCUGAUUUAUAGCAAAGAUGUUAAUGCUCAUUUAGUUCAUGUGGAAGCUGCUUUGAUUUCUGCCCCAGGACUGGCUAUGCCAGAUUUUUCCUUGCCUUUCGUAGUGGAGACAGAUGCUAGUGGUAUAGGUAUUGGAGUUGUGCUAAUGCGACACCCUAUUGCCUACAUUAGUAAAUCAUUGGCCCCGAGGCACCAGGCUUUGUCAGUGUAUGAUAGAGACUUAUUGGCACUUAUUUUUGCUGUCACUAAGUGGUCUGACUACCUCUUGGGCAGAUCCUUUGUGGUGAGGACAGAUCAAAACUCUUUGAAAUACUUACUCAACCAACAUGUUCAUACAGACUUUCAGUACAAGAAGGGCUCUGAGAAUAAGGCUGCUGAUGCCUUAUCUAGGAAACCUGAUGCUGAGCUAUUAGCUAUUUCACUUCUUACUCCUAAUGAUACGUUGUACCAACAGAUCAAGGAUACUUGGACACAAGAUGCUACAUUGCAAGAGUUAAUUGUUAAGUUGCAGAGUGAUGGGCAAACUGAAGUAAUGAACAGAACUGUGGAAACCUAUUUGAGGUGUUUUUGCUCAGACAAACCUCUACUUUUGCCCUCCUAUCUUCCCCUUGCAGAGUGGUGGUAUAAUACCACUUAUCACACUGCUAUCAGAUGCACGCCCUUUGAAGUUCUUUAUGGUCAAAAACCACCUAUUCAUCUCCCUUAUUUGGUUGGAGAAGCUGCUAACGAGAUGGUUGACAGAUCCUUGGAAGCAAGAGAGGCUAUUAUUGAGUUGCUUAAGUUUCAUAUCCGUAGGGCACAACAAAGGAUGAAGGACUUGGCUAAUAGACAUCGAUCAGACAGAGUAUUUGCAGUUGAUGACUGGGUGUAUUUAAAGCUGCAACCUUAUAGACAAGUUUCAGUGGUUGCUCGACCUUUCAACAAGCCAACAACAAAGUAUUAUGGCCCCUAUAUCAUUGACGCAAGGGUUGGUGCAGUGGCCUAUAAAUUGUUGCUUCCUGUUGAUGUGUUGAUCCAUCCCAUUUUUCAUGUUUCUCAGCUCAAGAGAUGCCAUGAGGGGCCUAGAGACAUUUCUCAUCCUCCAGUACAACAACUUUCUAGUCCCUACUAUCCGACGCCUGACACUAUACUUGAAAGGAGGUUGGUUAAGAAGGGUAACAAGGUUGUGUGUCAAGUGCUUGUCCAGUGGUUAGGUUUGGAAGCUGAUUAG